AUGUAUAAUACAUUGAUAAAUAAAUUGAGAUUUUUCUACAAGCCUUAUGCACUUGCAGUUGUUUCUAUUGGGUAUAUUGUUGGUGAAUUGGGGCAUUAUUUAAUUGGAUCAACUAGUAAAGCAACGGCAAUUGAUUUGCACUACGGUGAUAUAUCGUGCCAAUUAAAUUCAACUGAAUUUUCAGUAAUUGAUUUACCAGUCCAAUGUGAAGCUGCCAAUAAUUCUGAUUAUUGCUCGUCAUUGGAGCUUAAUGGUACUAAAUAUUGCGAGUGGAAUUACAAUGGAUUGGGCCUAGAUUAUCAAAUAUUAGCUGGCCCAAGUUUUAUCGCAGUUUUUACUGUGGUUGGAGUUGCGUUAGGUAUCGCUGCUGAUAAGUUUAACAGAGUGAGAUUGUUGGCAAUUUGUACGUUAGUGUUCAGUAUCGCCAUUAUUCUCAUCGGAACUGUCAAGGAAUAUUGGCAAUUGGUGAUUCUGCGUAUGGUUUUAGCUGCUGGGGAAGCCGGAUGUAAUCCAUUGGCCACGGGACUUUUGUCAGACUGGUUUGAUGAAGAUCAGCGUGGAUUAGUUAUGUCGAUAUUCAACUGGGGAAUUUAUGGGGGGUAUGGUAUCGCAUUCCCGGUCGGCCGGUAUAUUCCUAAACUUAACGCUUGGGAUUUGGGAUGGAGAGUAUGUUAUUACGGAGCAGGAAUAAUAGGGCUGAUAAUAACAGGACUUACUGCAUUCACCCUGUCAGAACCCCAAAGAAAGUCUAUUGGGGAAGAAUCUACCGCCAACAAUUCUAAUAAUGAAACGACCAAAUUAACAGUUUGGAAGGUUAUUUUCCAGCCGAGGAUUGUCCUUCUUUGUCUUGCUGCUAGUAUCAGGCAUUGCGGUGGAAUGUGUUUUGCCUACAACUGCGAUCUCUACUACCGUGAAUAUUUCCCAGAUUACGAUCUAGGUUGGUGGCUGUUUGCAGUAACAAUCGUUAUUGGCAGUAUCGGAGUGGUGGUAGGUGGCGUGGUCAGCGACAAGUUUGUAGCUAAAAUGGGAAUCAGAUCCCGGGUUGCAGUUCUAGCAAUCAGUCAGAUCAUAGCAACGCCAUUUGCUUUUGGCUCUGUUUAUUUCAACCCACUUGGUGCAAUGAUCACUUUGGGGAUUUCAUACUUUUUUGCUGAAAUGUGGUUUGGAAUAGUCUUUGCAGUAAUGGUGGAAAUAGUUCCCCUUAAUAUGCGGUCAACAACUGUCGGAGUGUUCCUGUUUGUUAUGAACAAUAUCGGAGGUAACUUACCAAUUUUGGUGGAACCUACUCGCCAGGUAAUUGGCUUCCGGGAGAGUCUCUAUGUUUACUACGCAGGAUUUUACGGGAUUAGCUCGAUAAUGUUUUUCCUUACUAUGUUCCUGAUGGACGGCGGAACAUCUAGUAAUAAUAAUAGUGAAAAGCCAAUCGAGAGUGGCACCACUGCUAGUGCAAACAUCGCCAGCAAUAUCGAGAUAAUUAACAAAACAAACGGAUUAUUGGCUCACAACAAUCCCGCUGCUUAUGCUCAUGACAACAAAAUGUUUAUUGAUGAUUCUGGAAAAGUUACUUUGGAAUUACCACCCCGGUUUACUUCCAGGUUUAAUAAUUAUGAUUCUUCUGAUAACCCAGAAUUCUAG
This is a messenger RNA of Cotesia congregata, 1635 nucleotides long. The record is from the annotation of a GenBank genome assembly. Lineage: Eukaryota; Metazoa; Arthropoda; Insecta; Hymenoptera; Braconidae.